Molecule: messenger RNA, 7038 nt
Organism: Lepus europaeus (European hare)
Lineage: Eukaryota; Metazoa; Chordata; Mammalia; Lagomorpha; Leporidae
Gene: FAM186A
Product: family with sequence similarity 186 member A
Biological process (GO): G protein-coupled receptor signaling pathway
Molecular function (GO): GTPase activity; G-protein beta/gamma-subunit complex binding; guanyl nucleotide binding
Source: RefSeq, a predicted model, not a curated record
AUGGUGCCUUCUCCUCAGUGCUUGCAGGGUGUGCGCAAGAGCCUCUGCGUGUCAAGAGGUGCUCUAUGGAAAACUUGGAAAGAAAGAGCUAUAAAACGACCUGCAACAACCCAUGCUUUAAGACCAGAUCAGAUGAUUGCUGACCAAUUUGCAAUAAAUACAAAAGUUUCAGAAAUUCAAAAUAUGCUGCAGGAACUCAUAGGCACUGGAAUAUUCAACAAAUUAGAAAACACUGCUAUUAAAUACAUAUCAUCAACAAUACUAAAUCUUUUAAAAGCCUUGACUGUCGUAAAUGAUGAAUUAAAAAUUAUUAACAUCCGAAGUGGUAGCAUAUUUACAGAGAUAUAUGAAACAGAAAAAGAGCUGUCCCUAAAGAUGAUUCAAGACCUGAGUCAACAAAAUGAGAUACUUCAACAAAAAUUGCAAGAGGCAGAAGAAAACUAUGAACAACUCAUUCAAUUCAAAGGUAUUACAGACCGCCAAGAACAUACACCACUACCUGUAUCCACAGCCAUUAUCAAAGAUGAUGACAUGGAGGACAGUAUGGAUAAUAUUUUAUACAAAGAAUUUGAAAGCAUGGUUGAUGAGUUCAAAAUAAAAGAUAAGAAAGCCCUUGGGAAAAAGUGGUUCUCCAAGCUUUCACAUACAGCCCCAGAUGAUAUGACUCCAGAUGUAACUGCACAGCAUCUUGUACCUGAAGAAAGACAGAAAAGAGCUUCUAGGAUUUCUGAAGAAAUUACUGAGGAUAAAAUGCCACUGAAGAAAGAUGAUGUCUCUCAGAAAGAUGGGGCUGGUCGGUACCAACCACAGCAAAGAAAGUAUACAAAAAGCCCUCACGUAGAGGAGACCUCUGGGUCAAAGCUGCAGGAGGAUGUCGGUGAGGAUAUAGGAUUAGAGGCCAAACCUAAUCAGUACUCCACAUUACAUGUGCCAGAAAAGAAGAGAAAAGAAAUAAAACUAUCUUCUGAAAUCAAAUCAAAGUCAGCCACUGAAUCAAAAAGUCAACACUUCCUUCCCACUGAGACAAAGAGCCGGGAUGGCAAAAGUAGAACAAGUGGUAUGCAAGAGAAACCCAGAAAACUCAAAACCAAAUCUUUAGUAGACAAGAGUUCAGUUUUGCUAGAGGACACUGAGUCAAUAGACAAACAGAGGAAAAGUGAAAGUGACAGCUUAUCGGAGUCACUCAGUAUGACCCAGGUGAAACACACAUCUAUGCCACUUAAAGCUGAGACCGAAGGAAAGACACAGCAAACCUCUUCAGGAACUACCAUAAGCAAAGAAGGAAAAACUAAAGGAAAAGAAACGCUAACCAAGUCUAAACUUGAUAAAUCGCACUCAAGGACAGCUAAAGUGACUCCAGAAACUAUCCAAGAUCUAGGAGCUUCGGAGAGCAAAAGUGAACGGAGUCAUGUAGAAGCAUUUCAGAAAGCCAUAAUGAAUUUCUUAAAAGAGAAAAUUAAUAACAUACAAAAGCCCUCUGAUAGAAGCACCAUGCUGAAAGAGGAGGAAGAGGAGGGGGAGAAGGAGGAGUUAUUAGAAACAGCAGAAAUUGAACAAUUGGGGAUCAUAAAAGGAAAGAUAGAGGAAUAUUUCAAAAAUGUAACUGAAAUUGUUACUAACAUCCUGAGGAAAUAUCAGGUUUCAAAGAAGGAAGAACAGGUUGAAGAGAAACCUACGAAAGAAAAAAAGGAAGCUUCGUUUAAACCGGCAUUGCAUUAUCAGAAGUCAUCAAUUACUACUGCACAGUCUGAAAUUAGCACCUUCCUCUCCAAUGAGGGUGUAGAUCCCACAAUUACAAAUUUAAUACAAGUGGUUUUAACUGAAAUGGAGAGUGGAAGAGAUGCUACAGCUCUCCCCAAAGCAGCGAAAGACCAUGAGAAGGAAAAACAAAAACAGGAGCAAUAUUUAGAAGAGGAUCAAGAAAAAAUAUACGAAGAAACGGAGCAAGAGGAGCAGCACAGGGAAACGGGAAAGGAGAAGGAACGGAAGGCCAAGCAGCAGGAGGAGGCAGGGAAGCAAACCACAAAAGAGGGAGGCGUGCUCUUGGAGAGGGAGAAUGAAGAGGCGAUGAGCCAGGCUCCGAAGGCAGCGAGACACCCGGAGCCGAAAAUGAGAGGGAAGAGAGAGAAGCAAAAGCCAAGUGGAAGGGUAGAGAGCCUGGAAAGGCAGAGGGAGAAGAUGCAGGAGAAAGAAUCUGAAGAGCGCUUUCGAAUGGAGGCCCAGACUCCAGCGAUGUUAGAUGAAUCCCAGUUACACCAAGGAAACAACUUCUACAGAAUCUUAGAGCUUCUUCAGGGGACAACGCACUCCAUACCAAGUGGCUCUCCCACCUCCACCCAGUCCUCACCAUAUGCAGCCCUUCCUAUUUAUCCAGAGCCCCUCCCAACAUACCAAACUCUCACUCCUCAGCAGGCCCAGGACCUGAUGACCAUUCUAGCUCCUCAACAGGUCCAGGACCUGACAACCCCUCUGAUUCCCCAGCAGAUCCAGGCCCUGGGGACCACUCUGACCCCUGCACAGGUCCAGGCACUGAGAAACAUUCUGUCCUCACCACGGGCUGAGGCCCUGGGGCCCACUCUGACUCCUCAACAGGUCCAGGACCUGACAACCCCUCUGAUUCCCCAGCAGAUCCAGGCCCUGGGGACCACUCUGACCCCUGCACAGGUCCAGGCACUGAGAAACAUUCUGUCCUCACCACGGGCUGAGGCCCUGGGGCCCACUCUGACUCCUCAACAGGUCCAGGACCUGACAACCCCUCUGAUUCCCCAGCAGAUCCAGGCCCUGGGGACCACUCUGACCCCUGCACAGGUCCAGGCACUGAGAAACAUUCUGUCCUCACCACGGGCUGAGGCCCUGGGGCCCACUCUGACUCCUCAACAGGUCCAGGACCUGACAACCCCUCUGAUUCCCCAGCAGAUCCAGGCCCUGGGGACCACUCUGACCCCUGCACAGGUCCAGGCACUGAGAAACAUUCUGUCCUCACCACGGGCUGAGACCCUGGGGCCCACUCUGACUCCUCAACAGGUCCAGGACCUGACAACCCCUCUGAUUCCCCAGCAGAUCCAGGCCCUGGGGACCACUCUGACCCCUGCACAGGUCCAGGCACUGAGAAACAUUCUGUCCUCACCACGGGCUGAGGCCCUGGGGCCCAUUUUAACCCCUCAGCAGGUUCAGGCCCUUGGGACCACUCUAGCUCCUCAGGAAGCCCAAGAGCUAGGGACCACCUUGACCCCUGAACAGGUCCAGGAGCUGGGAACCAUUCCGUCCCUGCCACAGGCUGAGGCCCUGGAGCCCUCUUUGACCCCUCAGCAGGUCCAAGCCCUAAUGACCACUCCGACCCCCGCACAGGUCCAGGCCCUGGGAACUAUUCCAUCUCCACCAUGGGCUGAGGCCCUGGGGACCACCCCAACUCCUCAACAGUCCCAGGCUCUGACAACCACACUGAUCCCUCAGCAGGCCCAAGCCCCAGUGAUCACUCUGAGCCCUGCACAGGUCCAGGCGCUGGGAGGCACUCUCACCACUCAGCAGGCCCAAGCCCUUGGGACCCUAUUCAGCCCCCAGCAGUCCCAGACUCUGAUGACCACUCUGAUGCUUCAGCAGCCCCAGGCCCAGGGGACCCCUCAGACCCCUCAGCAGAUCCAGGUCCUUGGAACAACUCUGACAACCACUCUAGCUCCUCAGGAGGUCCAGGACCAGGCCCCAGUGACCACUCUGACCCCUCAGCAGGUCCAGGACCUGACAACCACUGUGAUUCCCCAGCAGAUCCAGGCCCUGGGGACCACACUGACCCCUGCACAGGUCCAGGCACUGGGAACCAUUCUGUCUCCACCACGGGCUGAGGCCCAGGGGACCACUCUAACUCCUCAACAGUCCCAGGCCCUGACGACCAUUCUAACUCCUCAACAGUCCCAGGCCCUGACGACCAUUCUAACUCCUCAACAGUCCCAGGCCCUGGGGACCACUCUAACUCCUCAACAGUCCCAGGCCCUGGGGACCACUCUAACUCCUCAACAGUCCCAGGCCCUGGGGACCACUCUAACUCCUCAACACUCUCAGGCCCCAGUGACCUCUCUGAGCCCUGCACAGGUCCAGGCGCUGGGAGGCACUCUCAUCACUCAGCAGGCCCAAGCCCUUGGGACCCUAUUCAGCCCCCAGCAGUCCCAGACUCUGAUGACCACUCUGAUGCUUCAGCAGCCCCAGGCCCAGGGGACCCCUCAGACCCCUCAGCAGAUCCAGGUCCUUGGAACAACUCUGACCCUUCAGCAGGCUGAAGCCCUGGGGACCACUCUAACCCCUCUGCAGGCUGAGGUCCUGGAGCCCACUCUCACUCCUCAGCAGGCUCAAGCCUUGGGGACAGCUGGGGCUGAGGUCCUGAAACACACGCUGACGCCUAAGCAGGCACAGGCCCUGGAAACAAUUCUGACCCCUGAGCAGGCCCGAGUCCUAAGGAAUACACUAAUGUCUCAACAGGCCGAGGCCCUGGGGGCCGCUCUUACCCCUCAGCAUGCCCAGACUCAGGGGAUCCCCCUCGCCCCUGAGAUGUACCAGCGUUCGGAUAUGACACCCACACACGAGCAGGCCAGGGCAUUGCAGGCUCCUCUCUCUCUGGAACCAGCCCGGACACCGGGAGUCCCUGGUGCCCCUCGGUAUGCCCAGACACUGAAAACAGCUGGCACUUUACAGAUCCAGGCAAGGCAAAUCCAACUAACUGUGAAACCCACUCAGCUAUUUGGGGUCCCUGGCACUCAAGAACAGGCUGAGCUUGCCCAAGCAAUUGGAGCCACCGUCACUCCUGAGCUGGCUCAGGCAACAGAGGUCCCUCUCACUUUUACUCAGGGACAGUCCUCAGGAGUCUCUCUUAUACCUGGGGCCCCUCCCACUCCAGGGCAACCCCUUGAGCUGGAGGCUCUUAGCUAUAGGCAGUUAUUUCUGUCUAAGCACCCUCUGGCCCCUCUGGCUCCCAGGCGGUCUCUUAAAUCAGAACUCCCACCCUUUUCUGGAAAGAUUCCCAGUCACUGGGCUCCUCUCCCUUCUUGGCAGUCCUUGGCUCCUGGGGCCCCUUCCACCCCUGAAGAACUCUUGGAAUCUGGACCCUUAGCCUUUUCCGGGAAGCCUCAGGCUUUCCUACCUUCUGUCCCUGCUGUCAAGUCUCCCUCCCUGCAGGCCACUCCUGCCCUCGGACAGUCCCUGGCACCAUCGGCUUUUCCUGGGCAAGUCUCCCCACCACACAUCCCUCCUCCUUCUGGGCAUCUCCCCACAUUAUGGACCCCCUCCGUUGCUGGAAAGCCCCAGAAAGCUGAGUCCUCGUUUGAUAGAAAGAAAAGAUUGACAUCUGUUUCCUUUGUGAAAUCGCAAUCAUCGUUGGUCCAACACAGUAUUCCCGAUUUCGAGGCAAUUCAAGCUCCUUUCACUGCGAAGAAGAUCCAAAUUUCCGAGGUCUCUGUCACUUCUGAAGAAACAUUUCAGUCCUAUAUCACCAGUGACAGGGCACCGGUAUCACACACCUCUUACAUUGAGGAGGAGGCUCUUACUCCGCAGAAACCUAGGACAACGCUACCUCCUCUCACUACGCGACUGCUGAAACCAUCGCAGUUACCAGCUCUGCAGAGGUGCUUGAGAACACGACUGCCCUCUAUAGACAAGCCUUGGAUCAAGACUUCAGCUUUGGGUACCAAGGAAACCAAAAUGAUGGUGCCCCCUUCCUCUCCUCAAGAACCUGAAAAGAUGACGUAUUUUGUUGAUGUGGAGGCUCAGAGAAAGAACCUGAUACUGUUAAAUCAGGCCAUAAAAACUUCCGCAGCGCCUUCACAGCUACACGUAACAGCCAGGAACCUCGUAAUUGAGACACUUCACAUGGACGCCAUUCGGCUGGGAUUCCUGUUCCACAAGUACAUUGCCUACAGGCUGAUCCAGCGUGCCAGACAGUCCAUGUUCCUGAAGCAGAGGUACAACCUCCAUGACCAUGAGUUCGACCAGAAGCCACUGCUUGAGUUCCCUGAUGCCAUCUUUGACAACGGCCCCUAGGACACAAAGGCUUCUGUUGAUGCACGAAACAAGCUUGGUAUUCUUUGGCAGUAUUCUCAAAAUGAAAAGCAUGGCAUGUUCUUGAUGGCCUUUGAGACACACAAAGCAGGACUGCCUGCGGAUUCUGCCACCUUUCAGGUGUCUGUGCCUGCCCUGGGCACCCUCUGCAGGGGCUCUGGCAUCUAGGAAGCUAUCAGCCAAGGAAGCAAGUUUCAGCUGGGUGAAUCAGUGAAGUACUCCAUCAACCUGGACCAGAUUGGCCAGCUGAAUUACCUCCCCAGUUAGUAAGACAUCUUGCUGGGGAGGAUGUCUACCAACCAAGGGAUCAUGGAGCAUGACUUCAUCAUUUUAAAAAUUCCCUUCAAGAUGGUAGAUGUGGCUGGCCAGUGAUCUCAGUGCCACAGGUGGUUCCGGCUUUGCUUUGAUGGGAUCAUGUCCAUCCUCUUCAUCUCCUCCAGCGAGUACAACCAGGUCCUCAUGGAGGACAAGCCCACCAACCGGCUGGUGGAGUCACUAGCCUGUGAAAUCUUUGAGACCACAGUCAACAAGAUCUUCUUCCACCUCUCCACAAUUGUCUUCCUCAACAAGACAGACCUCCUGGUGGAGAAGGUGAAGCAAGGUAUCAAGAAGCACUUCCCAGGUUUCAAGGGCCACCAGCGGGCCCCGGACUUUGACAGAAAGUGAUGGAAUCACAGAAAGCCCCUGUGAUACCACUUCACCGCGGCCGUAGACACCCAGAACACUUGCUCCGUGCUUCAUGCUUGGCUGUCUGAGAUCCAUACCGUCGAAAACCUGGCUUGUGCAUGCUGCCAGACCGGCCGCACCAGGACCCUCGAGAAUCCAGAGCCCGUAGGACAUGCGAGCUGUGCCUCCACCGACUUGGGAGCUACUCCAGUGGCUCUGCUGGAAGUAGCAGCCCUGUGGCCUUGUUUGAAACAAGAGCUGAGGUCAGCCUUGUCAGUGAGAGCUUGUUCCUCUAACAGGCUCAUCUGUUUACUCGCCGCUCAGGAGUGA